Messenger RNA from Zea mays, 1398 nucleotides. RefSeq lists its product as uncharacterized. Gene Ontology annotation, biological process: negative regulation of DNA-templated transcription. The coding region runs from base 73 to 1173 and encodes 366 amino acids. Gene Ontology annotation, molecular function: DNA binding. The transcript has a single exon. The record is from RefSeq and is marked provisional. Lineage: Eukaryota; Viridiplantae; Streptophyta; Magnoliopsida; Poales; Poaceae.
CCACACCACCUCUCCAGCCGCCCUCCUCGUACGCGCGGCGCAGAGGUCCUUCUUCGCCAGCGCCUCGGGGCCAUGGGGCGCCGUAGGUUCCGGCUCGCCGACAUGAUGCCCAACUCCUGGUUCUACAAGCUCCGCGACAUGCGCCGCCCACGGGGUCACCCUCCUGCCGUUGGCGGCUCCGGGGCCGCGAGCGCAAUGCUGCAGUCGUCGGCGGCGCCGCCGCAGAGGGGGGCAAGGUCUGCCACGAGGCCUGGGUCCCCGAGGCACGGGUCCGUGGCGCUCCCGCACAGGACCUCGUACUACUACCCCACCCGGGACCGGGAGCUCCCGGCGCCGGAGCCGAGGGGCGCCAAGGAUGAGAACCGGCAGGUCCUCCCCCAGCAGCUGUCGGCGACAGGUUACUCCAGGAGGCGGCACGGGGUUGCGCGCGGGCUGGAGGCUCCGGCCGGAGCGCACGACGCUUCCAGGAGCAGGCGGGACAUGUACGUCGGGGUCGGGCGCGACGGCAGCGACGAGGAGGACGUCGACGAGGUCCGGAGGCCGGGGGUGAUUGCGCCAUCGGAGUAUAGCGUGAGCGGUAAGGUGAUCGCGUCAGAAACGGACAUCGUCAUCGACCUCUGCUCCGAGGGCACCGCCGAGCGGGUGCUCCGCCCUAUCGUGACGAGGCCCGCGAUGAGGGAGGUGGUCCGGUACGAGCCGAAGGACAGGCACGUCGACGUCGCCGACACGUCGCCGACACGCGCCAGCUCUGCCUCGGAGCAGGGAAGCAAGGGCCACCCGAGGCGGUCGUCCGUGUCCGUGGGGCGCCGCCUCAGGACGCGCGUCAGCAGCCCGCGGCUGGCGUCCGCCAGGUCGAGGAAGAACAGCAAGCCGACAAGCGCGGGGGCGUCGCCACGGAAGACGAGGCCAGCACCGCCGCCGCCUCUCGCGGAGAGCUUCGCGGUGGUGAAGUCGUCGGCCGACCCCAGGCGGGACUUCCGCGAGUCGAUGGAGGAGAUGAUCGCGGAGAAGGGCAUCCGCGGCGCCGCCGACCUGGAGGACCUCCUGGCCUGCUACCUCGCCCUCAACGCCGACGAGCACCACGACCUCAUCGUGGAGGUGUUCGAGGAGAUCUGGGCCAGCCUCGCCAGCGCUAAACCCAUGAAAGGAAACAGAAACGACGGCCGCGAAUGAGCUGAGGUCAUCGUUCGUCGUCCUCCCCUCUCCCGCUGCACGCCUGCAUGCUCGAUGAUCAGUGCAUUCAUUUCUAGCAGCGGAUUAAACUAGCUUUAGCCUUUUAGUCCCUUGACUUGUUAUUGAUGGAUGAUUGCAAUAACAAAACUCCGCAAGGGAACUCGAGAAAGGGAAAAAAAAAAGAAAGAAAGACAUUCCGGCUCGAUCUGCGAAAGUUUUUGGUUC